UGUGAAGGCAGAUUUCUCUUCUCUGCCAAAAUGUGGGGUUUGGGGGGUUUGUUUUUCCUUCUUGAGCUCACAUGCUGUGAGCCUCACAUGCUAUGAGCUCACAUGCUUUGUGCCUCUAUCAGAGGCACCCUGCUGGGCUGCAGCGGCUCCAGGUCUGCUCUGCUCUCUGUGCAGGAAACUCUCGUAAGCCUUUAUUUACCAAGAGCCCUUGUUUGGUAGUUCUGGAACAUCAACAUCAUUACAAAGAUUAACAUUCCCAUCUCUAUGAUUCUAUGAGGAAGUUUUUCAGCCAGAGGGUGGUGAGGCACUGGCACAGGCUGCCCAAGGAGGCUGUGGAUGCCCCAUCCCUGCAGGCAUUCAAGGCCAGGCUGGAUGUGGCUCUGGGCAGCCUGGGCUGCUGGUUGGCGACCUGCACACAGCAGGGGUUGGAACUGAUGAGCGUUGUGCUCCUUUGCAACCCAGGCCAUUCUAGGAUUUGGUCCUGAUAAUUUUUAAGUACGUUCCUACUCGGGACUGAUUUCAUACUGAAGGCUAUGAUAUGUGAGCAGUGGGAAGAGCUGCAGUAAUUCAGUUUGACUGCAAGACUCAGGGCAAGCCAUCAUAGCUGGAGGGAAUAAUUUUUCUCAAGGAAUGAGCAGCACGAUGUCUCGGUAUGUGAAGGAGUUUUUGGUUGGGUGUUGCACAGACAGUGGUAAUUGAUUUUAACUUCUGUCGCUUUUGUUCAGGUAAUUCUCGUGUUCUGACAUUGUGUUUGCUUUGAUAGAGCCACAUGUUCUUCAGAUGUAAAUCGGUGAACCUUUCUGGCCUCCAGCCAUUCGCACCUGGCUGCACACAGCUUUGGAGAGCAGGCUGAGAAGAGUUUGGCAAUUUUAAUCAUCUUCAGUGCUGCGCUAAGGCAGGUUGAGUGCUUUCUGUGUUUUUCCUUCCUUCUUUUGUAGAAAUAGUGAGAAAAGUUAUAGCAGAAAGCACCCACCUGCUUAAGAGAAAGAUGUUUUUAAUUUCUUUACAAGUUAAUAAUCCCUUAUUUUGUUCCUCUCUGUGUAGCUGUUAGUGAAAUGUGCUGUAAAGAUCUCCCUGAUAUCCUGAAGAAAGCUGUUAUAUGUAACCACGCAUAAAGAAAUGCAGUGAGUGCACAGAGCUCAGGUAGUGCAUGCAUGGCUUUAAGCUUCAAGCAGGAACAGCAAAUGCCAUUAAAGUGAGAGGCAGAGAGCAGCUGAUAAUCCAGCCCCCAGUACAGUUUUAGAUAUCAUGGCCUUCUUAGAUUUCUCUAUGCUUUUUUUCAUCUAGAAACAAACCUAUGCUUUCCUCACUGCUUUUGUUCUCAAUUUUGCUUAUUCUUAACUUUUAAACCAAGAUUCUAUGGAACAUCAGAAAGUUGGUAUUUCAUCCUGAACGUGCAGCCACCCUGAAUGCCAAGGCUGAAAUGAAGCACUCAAAAGCUUGACCCAAAGUCUGGUGGGUCAGCAGCAGGGCUCACACUGCAUUUUAGUGGGCUUUAAUGAGGCUGUGAGUAAUGAACAAUUUAUCAAGUCAUUUCCAUAUAAUUCCUUUUCUGUAAGGCUCACGGAGGAAAUAGGUUUUGUGAGUGACAAGGAGAAAUCUGAAAGAUGAAUGGAGGGGAAAAAGUAUGCAUGUGCUGAGGGCUUGCUCCUGCUCUCAGCAAUGCAGGUGUGGGGCUCGGUAUCUUGUAGAUCAGCUGCAGUGCUGAUUUUACACAGGAUUCAGUGAUUUACACCCUGUGCUCCGGAGCAGGGCCGGCCUUUGUGGUGCACACCUGUGUAGCUGGGCUGGAGCUCAGGGACACCAUAGGGACUGCCAUAGCUUGGGUGCUGCUGUGUGAGGGUUGGGCUCAGUGCUCCUUGUGGAUCCCCUCCAAAUCAAAGCGCUGUACAGCUCAGUGAUGGCACACUCAGACCUUCCUUUGCCCUGACAAGGCUGCGUGGCAGAUAACAAGUGCUCAGAUCCCACUGCUGUGUGUUCAGUGGUUAAGACCUGUCUCCUGGUGAGCAGCACAUAGAAAACCGCAGUAAGUUACACCGCUGCUGCUGGCUUCUGUGCUGCCCGCAGGAUCUGUGGCUGAGCAGGGCUGGGGCUGCCCCUCACUGUCAGCUGAAGCAUUUGCCUUUCUUCUGGAGGUCUCACAUCAAGGAGCAAAUUCAUCCGUGGUUGUUGAUUUCAUGCCUACGUCAUCAUGGAACAUCUCAAGUGAGCUAGAUAAAGAUUACUUCUUGACGCUCGACGAGCCGAUGAACAACAUCACCACCACUCUUGGCCAGACCGCAGAGCUGCACUGUAAGGUGUCCGGCAAUCCUCCGCCCACCGUGCGCUGGCUGAAGAACGACGCUCCCGUGGUCCAGGAGCCCCGGCGCAUCUCCUUCCGUGCCACCAGCUACGGCUCCCGGCUGAGGAUCAGGAACCUGGACACCACCGACACCGGCUACUUCCAGUGCGUCGCCACCAACGGCAGGAAGACUGUUUCUACGACCGGUGUGCUGUUUGUCAAAUUCGGUCCCCCACCAACAGCAAGUCCAGGAUCAUCGGAUGAGUACGAAGAGGAUGGUUUUUGCCAGCCCUACCGGGGGAUCGCUUGUGCACGGUUUAUUGGAAAUCGGACCAUUUAUAUGGAGUCUUUGCAUAUGCAAGGUGAAAUAGAAAAUCAGAUCACAGCUGCCUUCACCAUGAUUGGCACUUCCAGCCAUUUGUCGGAUAAAUGCUCCCAGUUUGCUAUUCCUUCACUCUGCCACUACGCCUUCCCCUACUGCGAUGAGACUUCCCCAGCUCCCAAACCACGGGACCUGUGCCGCGACGAGUGUGAAAUUCUGGAAAACGUCCUGUGUCAGACCGAGUAUAUCUUUGCUAGAUCCAACCCCAUGAUUCUGAUGAGAUUAAAGCUGCCCAACUGUGAAGAUCUUCCCCAGCCAGACAGCCCGGAAGCCGUCAAUUGUAUUCGGAUUGGGAUUCCCAUGGCAGACCCCAUAAAUAAAAAUCACAAAUGCUACAACAGCACAGGGGUGGACUACCGGGGCACAGUGAGUGUGACCAGGUCGGGGCGGCAGUGCCAGCCGUGGAACUCGCAGUACCCGCACACGCACACCUUCACUGCCAUCAGGUACCCGGAGCUCAAUGGGGGGCACUCCUACUGCCGCAACCCCGGCAACCAGAAGGACGCCCCGUGGUGCUUCACCUUGGAUGAGAAUUUCAAGUCCGAGAUCUGUGACGUCCCGGCAUGUGAUUAUAAGGAUGCCAAAGAAAAGAAUAAAAUGGAAAUCUUGUAUAUCCUGGUGCCAAGUGUUACUAUUCCCCUGGCCAUAGCAUUGCUCUUCUUCUUCAUCUGCAUCUGUCGCAACAACCAGAAGUCGUCCUCCCCUCCAGUUCAGAGACAGCCAAAGCACGUCAGAGGGCAGAAUGUGGAGAUGUCGAUGCUCAACGCCUAUAAACCGAAGAGCAAGGCUAAGGAGUUGCCUCUCUCUGCUGUUCGUUUCAUGGAAGAACUGGGUGAAUGUGCUUUCGGCAAAAUCUACAAGGGACACCUCUACCUUCCAGGCAUGGACCACGCUCAGCUCAUUGCAAUCAAGACACUGAAAGACUUUAACAACCCCCAGCAGUGGGCAGAGUUCCAGCAAGAAGCAUCUCUUAUGGCCGAGCUCCACCACCCUAACAUCGUUUGCCUCUUAGGUGUGGUGACCCAGGAGCAGCCUGUCUGCAUGCUCUUCGAGUACAUGAACCAAGGAGACCUGCACGAGUUCCUCAUCAUGAGAUCACCACACUCAGAUGUUGGGUGUAGCAGCGAUGAGGAUGGAACUGUAAAAUCCAGCCUGGACCACGGGGAUUUCCUGCAUAUUGCAGUCCAGAUUGCAGCAGGGAUGGAAUACUUAUCAAGCCAUUUCUUUGUCCAUAAAGAUCUUGCGACUCGUAACAUUUUAAUUGGAGAACAGCUUCACGUGAAAAUAUCAGACCUUGGACUCUCAAGAGAAAUCUACUCAGCAGAUUAUUACAGAGUUCAAAACAAAUCUCUUUUGCCGAUUCGCUGGAUGCCACCGGAGGCGAUAAUGUACGGCAAGUUCUCUUCUGAUUCAGAUAUUUGGUCAUUCGGAGUUGUUUUAUGGGAGAUAUUCAGCUUUGGACUUCAACCGUAUUACGGAUUUAGCAAUCAAGAAGUCAUAGAGAUGAUCAGGAAACGACAGCUGCUGCCUUGCUCUGAAGACUGCCCUCCUCGAAUGUACAGCCUGAUGACGGAGUGCUGGCACGACCUGCCCUCUCGGAGGCCGCGAUUCAAAGAAAUCCACGCCAGGCUGCGCUCCUGGGAGGGCCUGUCAAGCCACACUAGUUCUACCACCCCCUCAGGUGGGAACGCCACCACUCAGACAACUUCCCUCAGCGCAAGCCCCGUCAGUAACCUGAGUAAUCCCAGGUACCCUAACUACAUGUUUCCAGCACAAGGCAUAGCGCAAGGCCAAAUCGCCGGGUUCAUAGGGCCGCCCUUACCUCAAAACCAGCGAUACAUCCCGAUCAACGGGUACCCGAUUCCUGCAGGCUAUGCCGCUUUCCCAGCCGCCCACUACCAGCCGCAGGGCCCGCCCAGGGUCAUCCAGCACUGUCCUCCUCCAAAGAGCCGAUCUCCCAGCAGUGCCAGCGGAUCCACGAGCACGGGUCACGUCACAAGUUUGCCAUCGUCAGGAUCCAACCAGGAGGCAAACAUCCCUUUGCUGUCCCAUAUGUCGAUCCCCAGUCACCCGGGCGGAAUCGGUAUAACCGUUUUUGGAAACAAAACUCAAAAACCGUACAAAAUUGACUCGAAGCAGUCCUCCCUACUAGGAGACUCGAGCAUCCACGGACCUAAUGAAUCUAUGAUUUCAGCUGAAUUGUAAAUAAGUGAGGCCUUUGUAAAUAUAACUAUUUACGAUACAAACUAGAAAGUAGUAGAAAAGAUUUAUAUUCAAAUAUUUUAUUAAAGAUUCUUCUGGUUGUUUAACAGACAUCGCAGCAAGUAUCUUCUGUGAAGUUUAACUGCUUAACAGGAUGGGCAGAGCAACCAGACAAAGAUCCUUGUGGUAUGAAUACUCAGCUUUGUGAAUGGACGCAUUGUUUCUCCAAGUGCCACCGACAGCUCCAAGAGGGGAAGGGGGAAUUUUUUUGAAGCAAGAACAUUUUAUCAUACGCUUUUUCACAGCUUGUUAAGCCUCUGAUGUGGUUUAAAUCACAGGAAUUUUUUAAUGCUGAAAACGUAUUUUAAUAUUUGUCUCU
This is a messenger RNA of Lagopus muta (rock ptarmigan), 5244 nucleotides long. RefSeq names its product receptor tyrosine kinase like orphan receptor 1 (gene ROR1). The transcript is spliced from 10 exons. Gene Ontology annotation, biological process: cell surface receptor protein tyrosine kinase signaling pathway; positive regulation of kinase activity; protein phosphorylation. Gene Ontology annotation, molecular function: protein kinase activity; ATP binding; protein binding. Bases 2178 to 4868 code for a protein of 896 amino acids. Gene Ontology annotation, cellular component: signaling receptor complex. The record is from RefSeq and is a predicted model, not a curated record. Lineage: Eukaryota; Metazoa; Chordata; Aves; Galliformes; Phasianidae.